Molecule: messenger RNA, 954 nt
Organism: Panicum hallii
Lineage: Eukaryota; Viridiplantae; Streptophyta; Magnoliopsida; Poales; Poaceae
Exons: 1
Coding region: 83-637 (184 amino acids)
Source: RefSeq, a predicted model, not a curated record
AUUGGCCAGUGGCCACCAGGAAAACACCAGACGGUUGCAGCCUUGGCCUCGCUCCACCAAUCCAUCGCGGCGCGCUCGCACGAUGCUCCAACCCCAGCUCCUCGGGUCCCCGCGCAUCUCCCUCGCCGACCCCGUCUCCACCUCCAUCAGCUGCAGCCGUGGCGCCGCCAACGGCGGCCGCCGCCGCCGCCGCGCGAAGCCCAAGCCAAUCGCAUUCCCACCGAAGCCCGUGCGCCGCCUCGUUUCCACCUCCCUCCGCCGCCUUAUUCCCCGCCCGCGCCCUCUCACUGUCGUGCUCCCCGGCGGCGGCGGUGGGUGGUUCAGGUUGGGUAGGAGGAAGAAGACGCCGGCCGAGGACCUCGCGGUGGUCGCGCUCUCCCUGGCGCUCGGCGGCGACAGGCUCGCGACGCUCGCGGAGGCCUGGAACGCGUCCGGCCUGGGCCAGGCGCUAGGCGUCUGGGCCGCGGUGUUGGGGAGGGGGCGGAGGACGCGGCGUGGCGGGCUCCGGCGGCUCGCGGCGUUCCUGCUCGGGGUCGCGUUCUGCGCGCUCGUCUGCCACCUGCGGGGCGCGUCGCUCUUGGCCGGGCUCCAGAAGUCCGGCGGCGGCCGGAAGUUGGUUCGGAUUUUUCUGCAUUGAUGGGAUUUCUUCAUUUCCUGUUCGUCUGCGUGAGAUGCUUUUCAAGUUUCAACCAGUUGGAAUCGGGCGUCAAGAGUUUUAGACUCUCUCAUGCGGAUGGAUCGUGGUCCCUGGUCACCCAAAGUUAAAUAUCGAAUUGUUGAUGAACAGAUGCCAAUUUUGAAAGAUGUUGAACUGUUGACACGAUUUGAUAGUUCUGAUUUUACUUGUGAUUCUUGUUUUCUAUUGGCUAUAGCAGAUUUGUAGCUUGUUCUUGGGUCCAGAACUUGUAGAGUUGCGUUGAAUGACAGAAUGUGAGACGGAAACUAAAUUUGUGC